Messenger RNA from Dimorphilus gyrociliatus, 1395 nucleotides. NCBI's taxonomy places the organism in Eukaryota, Metazoa, Annelida, Polychaeta, Dinophilidae. The record is from the annotation of a GenBank genome assembly.
CAAGAACCCGCUUUUCCUUUCCAUUUACCUUAUUUAUAUUAUUCAUAGAUAUUUUUUGAAUACUAAAGCAUCCUUGCAUAAUAAUGAAAUAAUUGAAAUAUGAAAUGUAACAUUUGUGUUAAUUGCGGAGAUUAUUUGAAAUUUUCAGUUGUACUCAAUUUAACAAACAAUUAAAGAAGAGAUAAAACGAAUAGUAAAAGUACUUCGAAAUGAAGAAAAAACAAUUAGUAGCUCUUUGAUUAGGUUUUUGUUCAGUUUUUCUUUCUACCAAACGGUUAAUCAGUCUGGCUGAAUUACAAGGGACGAUCAAAGUCCGGCAUUGUUUUUAAAAUAGAGGGAUAUCUCUUCCGAAGUGAUAGACCGUCUAAAUUAUCUACUGAGGUAUCCAGCUAUCAAAACGCCCUUAUCGGCAGGAAGUCGGCGGCUCAGAUUAAAAACAAUAUAGGGUGAAAAGAUUCACACGGCUUGAAAGCUGAUUGGUCGAAUAGUCUCCUCCCCAAAUCAGAUUUUGCAUAUAAAGCUUGAAUGCGUUUAAUGCGUAUGUAUUCAUUGUCCUUUCACAGUUGAUUAACAAUGCCAAAGUCAUCUAGUAAGCCGCUCAUUGAAAAGCGCCGACGAGCAAGAAUAACGCAAAGUAUGCAACAAAUACGCAUGAUUGUUGAUACUGCAACAAUUCAGCAGAAUAUGCCUUACAAGUUGGAGAGAGCUGAAGUCUUAGAAUUAGCUGUUGAUCAUAUGAAGAAACUUCCAGCAAAGAGUAAAGGUAGUUCAUUGGAGUUACGAUAUUUUUUAACAGCUAAAAUUUUUAAUUUAUUAGAAAAGCCAACAAAUAGGGAAACCUUUACAUCAGGAUAUGUCGAUUGUUUAAAUGAAACAUUAAAAAUACUCGCGGACGAGCGUUUCGCUGAGGUUAGAGGAAAGUUGAGCGUCUAUGUAGCCGAUGCCUUAGAAAGACGAUUAUCAAGAAGUUCGAAAGCGGAUCUUAGCGACCUCCAACCUUCUCCAGUUGACCCUCAUCGAGUAAUUUCUACUACCACGAAAAUAUGUACUCCACAAUUGAAUAUAGUUCCCAUUGUCUCAUUGCCCACACCAUUUAUGCCUUAUACGCUCCCUUACAAUGUUUCUCAGUCUAUGAAGAGAAGUGUGCCGGAAGAAAAGGAAGAUCUGCCAAAUAAAAGAGCCUGUAGAGAUAUCACAAACAAACCUAUAGAAAGUCUCGAACCGAAGAAAUCAAGAAAAUUAUUACAAUUUCACCACCAGCUGCCUUCAUUAAUUAAUUAAAUUAUUAACUCAUGUGUAUAUAUUUUACAUUGUAUUUACAUAUAAAUAUUUAUAUAAUUAAUUCUUAUGUGACUUAUAGAUUUUUCUAUUUAUAUAAAUAAAAGAAAGCAAGCA